UUCGGGUGUGAACUCGUCUUCAACGUGUGAAUCAUCGAGCCGGAGCUGGAUAAAGCUUCUGGCUCCGGCACCGCGAGACGGCUUCCACCUCGGAUUCUUGCACUUUGUUCCUCUGGAUGGUUUCCUUUGAUGGUGUGAUCGAGUGGAUCGUGCUGCUGUUGGACCUGGCUUGAUCUCUUGCAUCGCGAGUCACCAUGAGCUGCUGGCUGUUCCUGCCUCUGUUGACCAGUAUUGUAUCCAUCGCGGGAACGUGGACAGUGUAUGGAAUUGCCCUGGCAAAUGAGCAUGUAUGUCCGUUAUACAACAGGGUGUACAAUCGAUCCUGUUCUGUUCCUUCCUUGGAGAAAUGCUGUGCAAUUCAAAACAUGCCAUUCGUAAGCACCAGUGGCAUGAACCUCCCUGAAAACUCCCUCUACAGUGCAGUGCUCAACGCAGUGUCUGUUCUAUUCGCCAUAGUGUGUAUUUUUCGACACGCUCAGGUAGUGGACCGAAAAGUGGAUGAUGCUGCAUUAAGUAAGGUUGCUAUGAUUGUUGGCUUCUUCGGUUCCGUGGGAGGCUUCAUUGCUGGAAACUGUAACCCAUCAGUUCUCAUGGUACUGCACUACUUCGGAGCCUCACUGUGUUUUGUCAGCGGUUGUAUUUAUUGCGUAUUACAGACUACCUUAACAUUCAGGCUAUGUAUAACAGGAAAAGAGUGCUUCCUGGUGCCGAUACGUGGCGUGCUGAGCAGCCUACAAGUGAUCUUUUCUAUCAGUUAUUUGGCAUUUUUUGUCCAUCCAGAUCUCUCAAAACAGCACGUUGGAGCCAUUUGUGAAUGGAUCUUAGCCACAAACUUCUAUGUUUUUAUCCUGCUGUUUACCUUUGAAUUUUAUCACAUUACCUCUGCGGUUCUCCUCGUAUUGAUCGGCAGGCCGGAUGAUGAGAAAAUUGCAAUUCUGUCAGAACCCAGAGGUACAGACCUGGCUAUGUUCACCAAGUAGAAGCAGAACGUACAGAGGGGCUGAGCAAUAAUGGGCAGUUGGAACCAUCAGAUUCUCCCUGUGAUUUAGAUUAUGUAUUGUCAGUCUUGAUUGUCUCUAUCAAAAUGUUUGUUUGUUUUUGUCUUUGGAAUUGACUGAUUUCCUUCAAACUCCCACUUUUACACAGCGCAAGGCUGUGAGACAUGUCAUCUCAACAUUCCUCUAUAAUGUGCCUCAAUAAUACUCAGCUACUAAAUGUAAAGUAAUUAAGUAAAAAUAGUUCGUUUUAUUAAGUAUUGUGCUGCACUUUAUUUCCGUACCCUUUGCCUAACACUGCACUCCUCCCCCCUCCAUCCAUACUCCACAAUCCAAGAAAGAUAUAGAAAAAUGUUGGGGAACUCCUAGCCCUCGUACAUCAGUUUCAUUCAUCUUCUUUAGAAGGUUCCUAGAAGAAGUGCCAUUUGACUUUGAGGUUGCUCUACCACUGGAUUGGGUCAAUUGAAAGAUGAGGAAGGCAGAAAGAUGGUAACUACUAUCUUUUUCUUCCAGUUUCCCUGAAGGUUCUGGCCUUUUGUAACAAGCUUCUUUCGUGGUUGUCUUCAAGACUGCAGUAGUAGGUGCCAUUGCUACUGGAGGGGCCCAAUCAGGCUGGUGGUGCAGGUGUUGGGUGAAGUUGUUGAGGGUUGCAGGGCAGGUAGAUAAUUGAGCCCAAUUUCUCUGAAAACUGCUUCAUUUUGUUGCCUCGAGUGAGAGGAUGGUAGCCAUGACUGCUAAAGGAAGUAAUUUCUCAGGGUAUUUUAAACAGGCAAGUGCACUUGCAGUUGACCAGCUCCUUCCUUUGAGGCUGCCAUCGUUAGAGAGUUAGAAUGGAAGUGAAAAGUCUCUCAGAUUUAUUCUGGCCUCCAGUUAAUCAGCACUUAAAGAAACCAUCAAAGGGGUUCAACUGUAUUGUGGAAGAAGGAAAUUUAUGAAGGAGCAGAAGUUUCCCAUUGUAGCACAUCACUGCCUUGCUGCUAAAGAAGUUGCCAGCCCAAUUCAUCCCCUCCUAAUACAGAUGCUCUGCUGUGCAGAUUCUCUCAAGGCGGGGUGUAUUUUUAAAUCAUAUGUGUUUUUGGUAAUGAUAAUAGCAGUCAUGUUUGAGUUCCCCAUUCCUGUUACCACACAAUGAUACAAAGGAGGCUCUGUUGGCCCAUUGUACCAGCAUUUUGCAUGAGCUAAGCAAUAAUCUGCACCCAUCUUCACCAGUAGCUCAAAUAAAUCCACCUCCCCUUCAGACAACACCUUCCAAAUUAUAAUAACUCAUCAUAUAAAGGCUACCAAACAACUUACACCAACAAUCAGCAGUCUCUUAACACUCGACUCCACACUUCUGGGAAAAGUCAAAUGCCCUAAAUCUCAGGUAAAUCACUUAUGAUUGCACUGAAAUCUGGAUGUGCCUUCCAAAUUAGGAAGUCGGGAGAAUAAAAUUGAAUUAAUUUUUCCUUUCAUUUUAAUGGCUUGGGUUUUAUUGUAUGCACUCAGAGCAUCGAAAAUGUACUGUACUAUUUGUAGUUCUGUGUCAUGUUCAGCUUUCCAAAUUGCAAGAAAUAAAUUCAGCACUGAUGCUACAAAGCUAGCUGUCUGCUCGAUUCUGUGCCGUGGCCUUGUGCCUCGCCAUCUGUUAUCUUCAUCCUUUCCUUAUAAGAUUAAUGAUACUUGGUUCACUGCUUACUCCUAAUCCACUGCGUUCUCACCUUUAAAUGUGUAGCUGCUCUAAGAUAGCGAACUCUGGCUUUCCUUGGAAUAACUACUGGUAGCAUUCAUACAAUGUGAUUGUAAAGUCACUGACAAUUGUGACUCAGUGGAUUUUCUGAGCCGCACAUUCAAGGGUUCAUUUGCCAUAUCAUUUGAACAUGAGGUCUUGGCUGGUGCUUCUACAGAGGGAGUACUCCACAGUCAGAGCUUCCAUUCACUGGAGGUUCUAAACCAAGUCUUUUGAGUUAAUAUUAAGCUUCUUUGCCACUAUUCAGAAAUAAACCAAGAAGAUUUAUAAAUAAACUAAGCAAUAGUCACCACUCAAUCAAUUUCAUGAACCUUGGAUUAGACAGGGUUUUUGUGCCAUGUUCACGGUUUAUUUGCUCAGUUCUGUAAAUUCCACCUGGGCUCACUGUGACUACGAUGGACAGCAGCACACAUUCAGGCUUGUGUCAAAACAGCAGGAUACAGGUUUUAAUGUCACUCGCACAAAAUUCAUUUGUGCAGUUUUGUCCCAUCAGUGAUGUGGACUUUACUUGUGAGUUGGCCUAUGUUGGCAUCACUUUAGGAGAUACCCAUGCUCUCCCACUGGGCCUGACACAUUCAUCGUCUUGAAGUAGUAUUCAGUCCUCACUGCCAAUGGGCUUAGGACCUGCUUGUGCAUUUAUGCAGCACCCUGCGCCCCCUCAGGUCCCAGUACAAUCACGUAACUGACACUACUGCCAUUGGACAGGAGGUACAGAAGCCUUAGGUCCCACACCAUCGGGUUCCAGUAUAGUUAUACCCCUAAACCAUCAGGCUCCUGAACCAAUGUGGAUAACUUCAUUCGCCCUACUCCGAAUUAAUUCUACAACCUACAUACUCACUUUCAGGGACUCUUUACAACUCAUGUUCUCAUUUUUUUGUUUGUACAAUUUGUUUUUUUUUGUACUUUGGCAGUCUUUGUUUAUGUACAAACGUAUAUUUUUGCAUAAAAUGUUAAUGUAUUUCUUUUUUCCUGUAAAUGCCUGCAAGAAAAUGAAUCUCAAGGUAGCAUC
Molecule: messenger RNA, 3730 nt
Organism: Hypanus sabinus (Atlantic stingray)
Lineage: Eukaryota; Metazoa; Chordata; Chondrichthyes; Myliobatiformes; Dasyatidae
Exons: 7
Coding region: 195-980 (261 amino acids)
Biological process (GO): protein localization to plasma membrane
Source: RefSeq, a predicted model, not a curated record